AUGCUAGCUGUUUUGGUGAUUUUUAGUUGUAUUUGGGCAAUUUCUAACUCUUGUGCGCCUACAAUUUCAACGACUACGGUAGCCACAAGUACACAGGCUAUUAAUACAACAGGUUAGUUUAUGUAGCUAAAAAUUGGGUUAAAUCUUUCAAAGGCCUUUGAAAGCCUUCUCUGAAGCCCCCUAAAAUCUUUUAAAGCCUUUUCAAGCCUUCUGAAGCUUUCUAAAGACUCCUAAAGGUUCCUAAAAUCUUCAAUAGCCUUCUGAAACCUCACAAAGACUUCUAAACCCUUCUGAUUCCCCCUGAAGCCCUCUAAAAUCCCAAAUGUUUUCCAGGCUGUUGCUAUUGGCCAUUCCAAGUGUCUGGAAUCAAUACAGCAAAUGUGACAUACAGUGCAUGCACAAAUGCAACAAUUCAUUAUUCUUGCUCAACCACAACAAAUUCAACAGCUGUUCUUCUGGGAAAUGUUACCUCAAAUGAUGCAGCCAUUUCGAAUAACCAACUCGUCAGUUUUUUACUGGAAUUUUGAAGAGUCUGGAAAUCUUUAAGAUUCUCAAAGAAAGGUUCUAGAAGUUUCAGAUUAAUUUUUGAAAGUUUCUGGAAUUUUCCUAUCAUAUUUUGAAAGGGGUCAAGAAUCAGAACUUUUAUGAUUCUCUAAUCGCAUUUUGAAAGUUCUUGAAAUUCAGAUUAAUUUCUGAAGCUAGAUCUCCUGAUCCUCUCAAAACUUUGGACAUUUCUCACAUUUUUCAGCCCAAUAAAUAAUUUUCAGAUUGGUUCAUACGGUAGUUCAGUUGAUACAACCUUGGUUUGCAAUCUAACUACACAUUAUUAUAAUUUCAUUUUGAAUAAUGCAGUUAACUACACUUUUUAUACAUCAUAUGGUUGUGGGUAUUCUGGAAAUUAA
Messenger RNA from Caenorhabditis angaria, 902 nucleotides. Lineage: Eukaryota; Metazoa; Nematoda; Chromadorea; Rhabditida; Rhabditidae. The record is from the annotation of a GenBank genome assembly.